UGUACCCAGAUGCUUAGUGUAUGAGUGUAACUGCCAUACACAAGUGAAUCCAUGUUUCAUACUUUAUUUCCUUUGGCUUCUAGAAAUAUAUGCAGGUACUGCAAAUCUUGGUUGUGCCUUUAUUGCAUCUUGUAAGUGGUAACUUGUCUGUAAAUGGAAAUGCACGGUCAUAAAUGUCUAUGCAUGAUUAAAUUGUUGCAUCCUGAUUUUGUUGAAGUUUGGUACCAUUUUCAUUGGACUGUCAUACACGAUUUUAGCCAUAUCACAAAAUCUUGUAAAACAUUAUUGGUGUCACUGAGUUACUUAUUUCAAGUACCAACUACCAACUCAAAUAAGAAAACAAAGAAGAACAUAGACGUAUGUAAUUGUUAUCUACUGAAGAUUGAAGCAUGGAUACAUAAAGCUUACGUUUUAGCCAUUUUAAUUGUAGGUUCUUCGAACAUGGUUGUUAGCCCAAAAUCUAUCAUUCAUGAUUGCUGGAGGCACGGUGACUGCACUAUUGAUCUACCAUGCUUUGAAAUCAUCGCAUUUCGUUGUGUUUAUAUCACUUGUCAUUUUAAUCAAUGUUUACGGAGCCAUUGGUGUGCUUUCAAGUCUCACUGGGACUAUCUUGAUAGAACAAGAAUGGGUUGUGGUGAUUUCAAAGAUGAAUUCAGUUAUCUGAUGGAUUUAUCUAACCUGCAAGCUAUUUGCUCCAGUUGUCACUGGCUUCAUUAUCAGCUUUGUAUCACUGCAAGCAUCAGCAGUGACUUUAGCACUCUGGAAUAUUGUAUCUGUUUCGCUGCAAUAUUGGCCUCUGAUGUCUGUAUACAAUGGGAUUCCAGCUCUUAAGCGAAAGCAGCCGAAAGAAAACUAUGAAUGUGGUAGUGAGCGAUCCAUAAUGUGCAAUAUUAUACUAUAUUGUAAAUAUUAUAUAUUUUUUUUAUUGUAAAGUAAUACAAUUUUUAUUUCAUAUUAAUAUUCAAUUUUUAA
This is a messenger RNA of Magnolia sinica, 972 nucleotides long. RefSeq lists its product as uncharacterized. The record is from RefSeq and is a predicted model, not a curated record. Lineage: Eukaryota; Viridiplantae; Streptophyta; Magnoliopsida; Magnoliales; Magnoliaceae. The transcript is spliced from 2 exons. The coding region runs from base 154 to 831 and encodes 225 amino acids.